UUGUUCUGCAUUCUCAUAUCUUUUAGUAGUGCUACUGGUAAUGAAAAACCGCCAAAAAUACGACUAAAUGGAAUACCAUUUGAAAAAUGUUACAUUCUAAACACGGAGACAAUCAACGAAGGUCUUAUGUGGCGUGACAAUUUGGGUGCCUGGUCAGCUCAGAACAAACGGCCCAGCUGCAGGAGGUAUGAACUGGAUGAGGAUUUCUGCAUGACGGAAUAUGGUGGUGCAUACGUACUGAAGAAGCAGUAUGCAAUUCACCCGUACACAGAACCUCCGAAUUCGCUGUCGAAAUGCCUCAGCGAAAAAUCCGAGAACGACUACCGCUGGUUCGCCUAUUUUUUGGCAGAUGCAAUUGAAAGUACAGUCAACGAUAGAGUGCGUUCCAUUGUCGUGGAUUCAGAAGCAGCAAUAAAUCAGAUCAGUGCAAUACCGCUGUUUAUGAGGCUGGUCGACUGCAUUUCGGAAGAGGUGUUUAAGGAGCGCUUAGAGCGCGAAAAGGAAAACUGGGAACUGUUAUGCAGCGGCUUCACGAAAAAGUUUUGGAGCAACAUUGUGGGAUCACGACUUGUCUUUUCAGGUUAUCUAUUGCCCGCGCGAUUUACAUCAGGCCUUGGUGUUGGCAGAGUGAUUGCGAAUCCCGCUGAGAACACAAAUGCGCGGCUGAAGAUUCGGCUGCAGAAUUUGCAGUGCACUGGUCUCCAUGUCAUAAUUCAUAUGUUGGAAGAAAGAUAUGAGAGAACGCGUCUGAAACGCUGCAUCAUCAAAAAUGAAGGAGAACUUGAGCUGACAGGAAAGUAUGCAGACUUUUCUGUUUCGAAAGAGGAAUGGAGCCAGAUGUCGCCACUUCAGAAGCUGUGUGCUUGGCGCAAGAUAUGCAUCGAGGAGGGCGAUUCAAGUGAAAUCAUGUCAAGUAUUUAA
Messenger RNA from Gongylonema pulchrum, 921 nucleotides. The record is from the annotation of a GenBank genome assembly. Lineage: Eukaryota; Metazoa; Nematoda; Chromadorea; Rhabditida; Gongylonematidae.